ACCUGUUCUUCGACCAGAUGCUAAGAAACUACGACAUUUUAUGACGUAUGAAAUUGAAUUUAACAUUAAUUACAUAUUUUGAGUCUCCAUCCACUCGCAUGCUCACUUCGCUUGCUCCGUUUAUGAUUAAAAUUUCUUUGUAUGGCGUAUGCUUCAGGUCUUUGAAUCUACAUCAGUCACCUCAUCUGCCAUGUCACGCUGCACUUCAAUCAUCAACUCUCCUUUGUGCUUUAUCUGCUGUUAAUAUUAGAUGUUUGUUACGAAAAAUCCACAGACAGAUAAACUUCGGUAUUUGCUUGGAGAAAAACGAAAGAAUGAUUGAAGAUCACAUUUGACGCUUUCACUUUUUUGCAGGCUUAAAACGGUUUAAAACAUUUUCGACAGAUACCCUUUCAAUAUUAAUCGUGUCUUACUCACUUAUAAACCUUUGUAUUAAUGAAGCGAAAAUAGUCCUUCUAAUAAAACCAAGUGAAAUAGUCUCUUUCUUGAAUUCAGAUUUGUAGCUUUUCAACGUAUUCUCAAGUUUCGCCUUGAGUUAGAAGUUAUCAGUUUUUGACAUUCGAUCAGCUCGGUUUGUUCAUCAAACCGCCACCUACAGUGUGCUGACAUUAGUGUACGCAUUCAGGUAUUAGCGAAAAACUUUUUCACGAACAGAAUUUUGACCAACUCAAAUCAUGAUUUAAAAAAGGCAUGAAUAGCU
Molecule: messenger RNA, 700 nt
Organism: Plasmopara halstedii
Lineage: Eukaryota; Oomycota; Peronosporomycetes; Peronosporales; Peronosporaceae
Exons: 1
Coding region: 48-335 (95 amino acids)
Source: RefSeq, a predicted model, not a curated record